CUUUGCUUGCUAGUGCAGCGAGAGAAAAUGAAAGAUGACUUGCUAUGGCUGCAGAGCUGAUGAGCAUUAAACUGCUGGUGUCAAAGAGGUUUUUCGGGACUUAAAGUGGGGCAUUGCGAAAGAUCCAAGGUGCCAUGAGGGACCCAUGCCGUAUUUGUGGUGUCCGCCUGGUGGGGAGCCAAUGCCGUUGGAUCUUCAGUUCAUCAGGAAAGAGAAAGUUGCAGGUCAUUCUCUCCCAUGUUCUGGGUCGGGAGGUGAUCCGUGACGGUCGUGGGGAGUUCCUCUGCGGAAAGUGUGUGUUUCAGCUGGAGAAGGUGAUUCAGUUUGAUAUUAACAUCAGCAAACUGCAGGAGGAACACAACAACAAAGUCCAAAAGAUUCAGGCGGAGAAGGAGAACCUGAUCCAGUGCAUCGUUCACAUCUACAACAAAAACAACCAGGGAAGCCGUAGCAAGGAGACGACCAUCACCAAAACUUUGCUCCGAUUCUCUGGGCUGGGAAGUCCAGAUGAUGAGGCUGCACUUCAGUCAGCACAUGAGGGACUGCAGUUCAUAGCAGGAGGAAGUGGUCAGGCUGAGAACCGCAUGAGAAGGUGUGUGAGUCUCGACAGAAUCGCCAGCAAAAGAGCAGUUUCUGGACGCUCAAGCUCAAGAAGCACCAGACUGGGAUCAGGACCGGGGAUUGAUUUCUCUUUAAAGAAUUUUGGAGGCACCCGCCAUCGUUCCCAGAGCAUGUAUCUUGAUCUUGUUCUCCGAAAGGGGAACCUGUCUAGACCUGGAUUCAAAGGCCGCUCUACAUCCCUGCAGUCGCUCAAUCGAGACCUUUCCUCGGACGCUCCUUCUGCUCCUCCACCCAAACAACAACUAAAAGACUCAAAGCUGUUUGUUUCCAAACAUGCUGCAGCUAAAGACCAAAUAGAAAAGGUUCAGACCAGAGCACUGCUCCACAGCUCACCAGGUCAGCCAUCUGUGAUCUCUGACCUAAUCCAGCUCCUGCGCUGCAUCUCUAAGCAGCAAGUGUCUGCCCCAGCAGGCAGCCGUAUCCCUGUCAUGAGAAGAUCAAGACAUGGCGUUUCACAAGCAAAGUUCAGGCACAGGGAGGCAAAAUGGAAGUCUCUGCAUGAUCUUACAGAGGAGUUUAAUGACGAAUAUGCUUCUUUAAGAAUGAAGAAAAGUGACAUUAAUCAACUGGAGUCUGUCAGUAAAAUGCUGAAUGAAGAGCUCAGCUUGGUAAAAAGCACCAAUGAAAGCCUAAGCAAACAACUGGAGGACUUUCACAAUCAAAACAAGAUCCUGUCAGGGAAGCUGGAAGAGAUGGAGAAUGAAGUCAGCUCUGAGAAGAAAAACGCUCUGAAGCGAGAUAAAACCAUCCAGGGUCUCACUCAGGUCCUGGGGGAAAAGGAGAAAGAGAUUGCAGAGCUUUGUCAUGAAAUCGAGGACAGGGAUGAUGCUUUGGCAAAGGCUAGAGAGGCAGCACACAAAGCUCAACUGAAGAAAUACCAGGGAGUAGAGGAGCACCAAAAUCUGUUAAUGGAAAAGCAAACGGAAUUGGCUCAACUUCAAGGGGAACAUCACGCCAAAGUGCUUGAAGCCCAAAAAUUACAGCGUGCCCUGGACAGGAGGGAGCAGGAGCUGUCUGAUUUGCAGCAACUUAAAGAUCAGCUGGAGACUGAACUUGAAGACAUGAAACAACAGAAGAAGAAAGGCGACAAAGCUCUGAAUGAUUUGAACAAUCAACUAAAAAAGCUGAAUGGUGAAAUGGGAGAAAGGGAGAGUGCUCUCGAGCAGCAGUACCAGGAUUUGCUGGACCAAACCAAGAGGAAACUGCAAGCACAUGAGGUCACCAUCCAGCGGCUCACAUCUUCACUAGCCGAUAAAGAACAGCAGCUGCAGGAGUACAUGAACAUGGUCAAAAACUAUGAUGAAAGCAAAAGCCCCAGCAGUAAUGAGGGCGCUCUUGCCAAGCUGAGGCAAAGGCUAAAAGAAAAGGAGAGCGCUCUAGAACAAGCACUGGAUGAGAAAUUUGCAGCCAUCGAGGAGAAGGACAAUGAAAUUCACAAACUGCUUCUAAUUUUACGGGAAAAAGAAAGAGACUUGGAUAGACUGAAUAACCUGCUAGCUCACAACGAGGAAACCAUUAACAAUUUUGACAGUCUGAUCAAAGAGAAAGACGUGGAGCUGCAGCAUCUUGCAAACACUCUGAAAAACCUACAGAGAGCUAAACAAGAUGUAGAAGAUAACCUGAACAGAUCCCUGAGAGAGAAAGACUCCAUCAUAAAGCAGCUGCAGCUGUCCUUGGAGGGAAAGACCAAAGAUAUGGAUGAACUGUCUGAAUCGAUGCUGAACCAGUCCCAGUCUCAGUCACGGGACCUUGCCGAGCAAAUGGGCCAGAGGUUAAAAGUCACAGAAGCAAUGCUGGCCGAGGCUGUGAAGGCAAGGGAAGCACUGGUUGCUGACAAUGAGAGUGCUGUCGAAGGGCUGUUGGCUACAAUCAGAAGCAAGGACCAGCUUCACAAGGAGUCUGCUGAGCACUUCAACCGCAUGCUGUCAGAGCGCACCCAGGAGAUUCAGGCUCUCAGGAAGCAGCUGGCUGAUAAGCAACUACAGCUUACUACUGCUGAGAGGCAAAGCUCCUCAACAGCCCAGGAGACUUAUUUAGAAACGGCAGAACUCAGAACGCUGCUGGCAGAAAAAGACAGCCUCAUUGAUAAACUUCUGCAGCGGGGUCAGGAUAGGGACCAGUUCCUGGCACAGUUGAGUCCGAAGGCAGAACACGAUCAUGUGUUGGAGCUCAAACAAACCAUCCAGAUUAUGCAAGAGAAGCUGGACGAGAGAGAAGAGCUGUCACGAAGAAACAGUGUGGAUAACCAGGAGAGUACUCCAUUACCCAAGAAAACUGUUGCCCUGAAGAAAGAGUUGGCACAGAAAACAGAAGCGCUGAACAAUGCCCUGAAAAGAGAAAAUGAGCUGAAGAUGUCAUUGGCUGAUCUCCAGACGUUGCUGUCUGAGCUGCAGGCUCGCAGUGAAGGGCAGUCUGCUAAUAUUGACUUCCUGACUGCUACUCUGAAGACCAAAGAGGAGAUCAUCAACGUUUUCCACCAGCGCCUUGGUCCGGGGGGGGACAGUCAGGUUGAGAGGUCACUACCUGAACUUCCUCAACGAGAGAGGACAAUAAUCGGUGGAGACAGGCAGCAGGAAUCUCUUUCUGGCCUGACAGCCUUGCAGCAGGAGCAUGAAGCUCUGAACAAAGCACUAAGAGCUGAGCAGCAGCUUUACUCCAGCCUGAUCAGAACUGUAAAGGAACAUGAUAGCGCCCAGCGUCUCCAUGCUCUACAGCUGGAACUGACAGCGGUGCAGCUUCUGCGGCAGCAGCUGGAAGACGGCAUAAAAGCGAACGAGGAGCUAAGGGAUGACUUGGAAAAAGAACUGCACAGGGCCAAACUAAGAGAAGGUAUGGACCUGAUUGAUCCCAAAGAGCUGGAAAGUAUGAGGCAUCAACUAGAAGACGCCCAGCGCUGGAACGCAUCCCUGCAGGCUCGCUUAGGAGCAAUUCAGAACCGUGGUGGAGGUGUUGGAGGAGCAAAUGAUUGUGGGGAUUCUUUAAGUUUUAUUGGAGAGCAGACUUCAUACAUGAGUAUCUGCGUGGGAGAAGGGCCAGACAACGACGACGGCCUCUCCCAACUCUCCGCUCAGGAGCUCAGACAAAAAGUGCUGGAACUUCAAGAAUCUGUCAGCAGACUGCAGGCUUCAAACGACGAGCUGCAAAGCCGCCUGGCUCUAACGGAGAAUGGCGUUCCAGACAAGAACGGUGACGAUCUAACCGGGGCAAGUCAGUGGAAGCAGCAGCCUCAGAUGAUACACGAGAUGCAGCCCAGGACUCCCAGGAUGCAUUUCUCUGAUCAGGAUGAAGAUGCACAGACUGGAACCACACCUGAAGAGGUUGCAUCAGGAGGAUGCGUAAGGACCAAUGAGAACUUUGAUCUGAGUAGAGAGCAUACUCACUCAAACACAAAGGAAAAUGAUUUUGAGGAAGGAAACAGGGAUAUAGUGGUUCUAAAAUCUCUGUUAAAGGACUGUGGAUCUCAUUCAGCCUUGCAUCUUAGAGAAGAAUUACGUCAUCUUAGGUCAGAAAAUGCGAAGCUGCGGGGUCUUCUGAAGGAACACAAAUCAACAGAGUCUAAAGAGAAGGAGAGCAGAGAUACUUCUGGGAACAGCAGUGAUGGACCAACCGAUCUGAGAAAGAGUUUGGAAACCCUUGAAGCUCUUGAUUGUAAGUCGCAUGGAAAGAUCUCUGAGUCUGCUGGCAUCACUGCAGAUAAGAAGGAGAACCCUAACCCUGAGUUGCAAAAAAAGACUCCUAAACAAAAACACCGGGCUGGUGUCAGAUCCCGUCUCCCUGUGCCAGUGAAGCUCAGAGUAGAGACUAGCUGCAGCAGCCAGACUGUGAGCUCUGAGCAGCAGGAAACUAAUACUCAGCAACCUCAUUUAGAUGAUGUAUUUGGUCAGGAAAUGCUGACUGCUCCUGACUCUCCAUCAGCACUCCUGCAAAACACAUCUCCUUUGCAAUUGACUCGACAUAGCUGCAGCUCAUCAGAAUCCCAGGGGGACUCAGAAACCAGGGAACCAACGGCCCACACCCACUCAGCUCUCCUUACUCAGCUGGAGCUCCUCCACCAGGAGUGCCAGGAUAAAGAGGUUCUGAUCAACAAGCUGAAUGAGCAGCUGGCCGAUUGGGAGGAACUUCACGCUCAGCUUCAGGAGAAGGAGCAUCUGAACGUGCAGUACACAUCCGCCCUGCGGGCUGCUCAGUCCACCAUCGCUUACUUGACUGCUUGCAGUCUGGAUAGUCAGGCAGGAUUCAGUUCACACGCAGGUUCUGCUUCUGGCUUCGAUGCUUCCCUGCAGAAACGAUGCAUGGAGCUGCAGCAAGCUGUUCAGGAAAAGGAGGAGCUCAACAACCAGCUAAUGGAGCUUCUGGAGAUGAAGGAGAAGACCUCCUCACCUCACAGUGAAGACAGAAGAAAUGAUAGAGACAUCACAGGAGCGCCUGGCGACUCGUUCAGUGAGCUUCAGCGGCACGCCGACACUCUGCAAAGAGCACUUUUAGAGCAAACUAGGCUCAACGCAGAGCUUCAGGAACAUUUAAGGGUCACCAAAGCUGCUGCACAGCCUGGUUGCAGCACUGGUAAUGUCAGCCCUAAUGGCCCCCCGUCAGGGAAAAGCGCAAUGUCAGCAGAUCCCCUUGAGGGGGAUGCAAAGGAAGACCCUGAAUCAUUAGAAGAUUUUAGUAAAACAGUUUUAGAUGAAAAAAUGUUUAAAGUUAUGUUGAACUGUUUAACUGCAGCAGAGUCUGCUGUCGCCUCCCUAGCAGCUCACUGUGCAAAUGUAGACUUGUCUUCUGGUAAAUCAUCUCAAAUGAACCCUGACCUGCAGGAGAGCUUAGACGCACUUCAAAAAUCCCUGCAAGGCAGAGAGCAGUUGGCUGAAUCUACUCGGCCAAAAAAUAUCCACAGUUUCCCCGCUGCUUCAACCGGAACAGAAGGGCAAAAGCUCCAUCGGGAUCUCUGGCUCCUCUACAAGGUCUUCAGUGAUUACACCUGCAGGAUAUCUGAUCUCCAAGCUUCUCUAGAAGAGGAGAGGGGCCACAGAAGGCAGGACGGGGCUCUCGGGACAGCGCAAGGAGCCAAAGGAUUACCACCAAACGUUCAAGUCCAACUGGAGGGUUUGCAUAAAGCUCUUAGGGAGAAGAAAAAGACUUGUAAAACCCUGGAGGAGAAACUGGCUGCUGCUCUAACAGUUUCCCCUGAAACAAAGUGGAAAGCUCCAGAGCAGGGCGACAAAGCCGUGCAGGUGGAUUUUCAGGACCAGGGUUACGAAACUGCUGUCAAGGGUGAAAAUGAUAGGGAAGAGAGCAGUAGCACAGAUCUUGAGGUGGUCAGGAACCCUAGUUGCAGUGCGUCCAGUCUGCCUUUCCUGAAGCCCAACACUUUCUCCUCUACGGAAAACUUGGACUCAUCCUCCAGCACUCCAUAUCCCAGUUCCCCAGCUCUCAGCUCAGCCAAGGUCAGCCAGAAAGGUCUUCUGGUUUAUGAAGACUACGGUGUGUCUGAAGAGCCUCUCCAGCUUCAAGCACAAGUCAGAGAGCUGAAGGGCCAGCUUGAGAAUCAGAGCAAACUGAUCCUUCAGAUGCAAAGUCUUCUGCGCAGGAACUCUCUGUCCAGCAUCUCUCCAGCUGCCAGCAUCUGUGACCCGUUUACCACCAGGGAACCAGAAGGCACUUUCAAAGUGGACCGCGGCCAAGAAGGGAAGUGUAAAGGUGGACAACCAAAAGAGAAGGAGGGCGAGGCUCAGUCAAAGGACAAAAGCAGGCUCCCUGGUAAGGAGCUGGACAGAAGCGUGAGCGAACUUCAGCAAGCUCGGAGCCGCUCCACAUCACCGGCAAGGCUGGAUUCUCUUGUCCAGUCACAAGCCAGAGAGCUGUCCCAGCUCCGGCAGCAGAUCAAGGAGAGCCGCCGGCUCGGAGCUCUGCAUCGCCAGCAGCUGGAAGAGCUGAACAAGGCCUUCAAGGAGCUGCUGCAUGCUGGGGAGGUGGACUGCCACAUGGGGGAGAUGGUCAAAGAACAGCUGGACAAGAGCCUUACCAUUCUAGGCAGGCUGGAGGGACGCCUGGACAAAGGAGAGUCUCCUGUGGACAAUGAGGACGUUGGAGCUCUGCAGUUGUCACGCAGGUUGGCUAAGGAGCUGCAGGAGAAGAAUCAGCUCAUCCAGAACCUUCAGAGUCAGAUCCGAGGCCGUAGUCCCAGCAGCCACCACAGCUCUCAUUCGGACAUUUGCCUCUCAGACGGGACGGGUUCAUCGUGCCGCAGCAGCCUCACCGAACAAGGCCAUCAGCACCACACUGAGUGGACAGCAGCAUCUGCGUCUCCUGUGGGAGGAGCUUCAGAGGAAGGCGUGUCCGGUCACAGGGAUGCUGCCAGCAGAGUCCAGGGUCUGCAGAGAGAGAACGGCCGCCUGCAGGAACAGCUGAGGGGCAGUGAGGAGCUAAACUCCACCCUGCGCAGCGAGCUCAACCUGCACCGGUCCAUCAUGGCACAGAGCAGUUCUCACCACCAGGCCCGGGGCCGAGAUUCAGGACCUCAAGACACGCACAGAUAUGAGGUCACCUCACAGAGACACGCCGCAGACGAGCCUCGCGCCAUGAAUCCAGACCUGCUGGCAGAACACCUACAGGAAAUCCGAGCUCUGCGGCAGCGGCUGGAGGAAAGCAUUCGCACCAACGACCGCCUCAGAGAGCAGCUGGAGAGGAGACUGGCUGAGGUGGAAAAGGAUCCAGCAGCCACCAAUAUCUUCAUUCAUGGCAAUAAAGACCAGGGGCAGCUGGCCAACGAGGUGCAGUUCCUCUGGGGUCAAAAUCAAGCGUUAAAGGAGCACCUCAACGUGGGAUCUAGAGACAAGCAGAAGGAGAACGAAAAGCUUCGGGAGACUCUGGCUCGGCGAAGCGCCAAGCUGGAGCAGAGUCGGAGGGAGUGUGAAACUCUGAGGUUGGAGAACAACCACCUGCAGGAGCAGUUGGAGCACAGCAGCCAGGAAAAGUCCCUCCUGCAGGAUUCUCUGCACACCAGCAAAGAGGAGCUGCACAGGCUGCAGACCGAGGUGAAGCUCCAGAGGCAGCAGCUGUCCGACUCCCAGCAUCUCCUCCAGUCGCUGCGGGUGGAGCUGAAAGUUUAUGAAAAAAUGAAGACGGACCUCUGCAAACACGGCGAAUGGGAGGAGCAGACCCAGCCGCCCGUCUCUGAUCCGUCCAGCAGCUCUCUGGACCUGCAGGAGCUCCUGUCAGAGAUCAGACACCUGAGGCUGCAGCUGGAGAGGAGCAUCCAGACCAACACAGCUCUGCGGCAGAAACUGGAAGAGCAGCUGCUCCGAGCUCCCAGUCACUCUGAGACCAUCAACAUCAACUACCUGCUGUCCUCUCCAGAUGAAAGAAGUCGGUCACCGGAUCGGGAAGGCUGUGAUCUUCAUCAUCACUCCUUCCAGAGUCACAAACGCAGUACUGCUGUUCGCGAUGUGAAGCGGCGCGCUCAUUCCGAGCUGGACGUUUGCUCAGCCAGCAGCAGCUCCGGCGACAGCGCCUCUGGCCGUCCCUCCCGGUUGGUCCCGGGCCACCGGAUGUGGGCCAACCGUAGCGGGCGCCACGUUUUGGGCUUGAUCGAGGAUUACAACGCUCUCCGGAAGCAGAUCGCCGAGGGUCGUCAGCUGUCACGCAGCAUGGAUGCACAGCUGCAGGAGUGUCUGCACACACUCACACAGCAGAGCCCCGACAAGGAGCACAUGAAGGCUUUGUGCAGCAGCACAAACACCAUGCAGCAGGUCCUGGAUGAGGCUGGCCGCCUGCUCAAGCUGCUGUGGAGGGUCUCUCUGCCAGCUGCUUUCCCUACAGGGGAGAGCGGCAACAACCAGCAGGAUGAGCUGCUGAAACAUGAGAUAGCCAGACUGAAGAGCAGACUGUCACAGCAGGAAAGGAUGCUGAUCGGCGCCGUGAAACGACUCCGCACCACCAACCAGCUCAAGGAGGGAAUGGAGAGGGUCAUUAUUGAUCAAUUGUCUCUGACCCACGGAGUUUUGAAGAAAGCCAGAGGAAACUUGGAGAUGAGUUCUAGUUCCCUGUUGGGCUUGUCAGGAGCAGCAGAUGAAGGAGGUCCCAGUCAACGGGCAGUAGACACUCCGCCUGCAGACGAACACUCGGAGGAUCUCAACAGUAACACAUCUCUGCAUUGCACUAACUGAGCCUGCUGUGAAAGCACUGCAGCCUCUGCCUUUUAGUUGGACUUACUGUAGGUACGGAGGGUUUCUUCUAAAGAAAACGCCUGUAAAUAAGAACCCUUUGUUAUUUUUAUACAAUGUAUAUUUGAAACGUGUAUUUUAAUACCAACGUUGUAUUUUUUAUUCACCUGCUGUCUUGUGUAUAAAACAUGGAGUUCAGUAUAAAUGCAGUAAAAGAAUUGUCAUGGUCAAUCGAUUGUCUUUAAAUCCCUUUAUUGUUUUAGUAAAAAUAACCCAGAUUAGGUACAAAGGAAUAAAAAACAGUUUAUAAUCUACUACAUGGAAUCAGGUUACAUUGAAGUCGUGUCUGAAAUGGUUCCGGUGUUAUGCCAUCAGUGACCUAUAAAACUAGGUCUGUGGAAUUCACUGGUACCAGCAGCACCAAGAACCCGGUCAGGCAAAAAUAUUCUGGCUCUGCCUCAAUAGUUUCCUUGAAGACGGGUAACAGCUGAUCUAAAGCACUUCGUUUUUAUUUAUUCAUAAUGAGACACACCUAUCUCUGCACGAGACGCACAAAAGCCUGAACCAGCUGGAUGAUGGGCUCCUGGCCUUCGUGGCUUCCCUUGGAUCCGGGUGGGGGUUGUUUGGAUUGGGCGGAGGCCGGAGACGACGGAGAACCCCUCCGGAAGUGACGGGACAGGCUGGAGAGAAGCGUGCUCUGAGGAUGAUGGGAAAUACUGUCAAACCUUUUUUUAACCGUAAACACCCACUUCUUACAGCCACAGGGGGUUCAGGAAAUUAAAAGUUGAGACAUGUUCAAUCAGCCGCUUUCACGCGUAGCUACUCAAGUUUUUCAGGCUCAAUGCACGUUGCCAGCUAAACCAAGUCAACUGAUAUGAUGGUGAUCCAAUGAACCGAACCGUUUCAUGCUCAAAUCAUGAGAUUUGCACCCCUUCAACAUUCUGUGUUGGUAAACAGUAGCACAUCAAAUAAAAGCAUUUUGACCAAA
This is a messenger RNA of Oryzias latipes (Japanese medaka), 9768 nucleotides long. NCBI's taxonomy places the organism in Eukaryota, Metazoa, Chordata, Actinopteri, Beloniformes, Adrianichthyidae. The record is from RefSeq and is a predicted model, not a curated record.